AUGGACCAGAAUCGGGCCACACGGCAGGAGGUGAGCAACAGAUCCCGGUUGCUGAACACCCGAAGUGCUGAUUCCACCAGCCAGGAAGUGGGCAUGAACAAGAAUGUAAAGAAGAGGCGUCCUAUCACCUUACAGCACCCUGAAGCCAAGUUCCUGCUGCCCCUGACUGAGAAAGAGCAAAUCAGCUACAACACUCGGAGGUUCCGCUUUGGACUGCCCUCGCCGGACCAUGCCUUAGGGCUUCCUGUAGGUAGCUAUGUUAAUCUCUUGGCCAGAAUUGAUGGUGUGUUGGUGGUCAGGGCUUACACGCCUGUGUCCAGGGAUGAGGAUCUAGGCUUUGUGGACUUGAUUAUCAAGAUCUACUUCAAAAAUGUACACCCUAAUCAUCCAGAAGGGGGGAAGAGGACUCAGUACUUGGAGAACAUGAAAACUGGGGACACCAUCCUUUUUCAAGGGCCAUCCGGGCGCCUGUUCUAUCAUGGGUCAGGGAAGUUUGCGUUCAAACCAUACAAAACGAGUGAGCUUGAAAAUAAACUGGUCCAUCACCUGGGAAUGAUUGCUGGGGCCACAGGGGUUACGCCCAUGCUGCAGCUCAUCCGCUGCAUCACCAAGAAGCCCAGUGACAAGACCAGGAUGUCCCUCGUCUGUGCCAACCAGACACAGGAGGAGAUCUUGGUGAGAAAGGAGCUUGAAGAAGUUGAUAGAACUCACCCAAAGCAGUUCAACCUGUGGUACACCCUGGACAGGCCUCCUGUUGGCUGGAAGUACAGUCUCUUCAUUACUGAGGACACGAUCAAGGGGCGUCUCCCUCCUCCCGGGAGGUUCUCGUUCAUCCUGGUGUGUGGCCCACCACCCCUGAUCCAGAGAGCCGUGCACGCUAACUUAGAGAAACUGGGUUACACCAAGGACAUGAUUUUCACCUACUAAUGCCUCCCUUGCUCUUAGCAAAUUUGCCUGGUCCCGUUCAUGUUUCACGGUGAGCUCAGCUUCACCAUGUUAUACUGGGAAGUGUUCAGAAGCCCCUCGUAAUGCGUCUUUGUGUACACUGGCACUCCCU
Messenger RNA from Lagenorhynchus albirostris (white-beaked dolphin), 1057 nucleotides. RefSeq names its product NADH-cytochrome b5 reductase 2. The record is from RefSeq and is a predicted model, not a curated record. Lineage: Eukaryota; Metazoa; Chordata; Mammalia; Artiodactyla; Delphinidae. Gene Ontology annotation, cellular component: mitochondrion. Gene Ontology annotation, molecular function: oxidoreductase activity; FAD binding.